CACGUUUCCUUCACAAUACCUGUGAGACGUGCUGACCAUGGCAAAGGUCAAGAAACCCCAAAGACAAAAAUACAAAGAUGCACUUAACUCUAUUGCGCUGGUGACGGGAUGCUUCGCUCUGUGUGUCACAGUUCUACUCAACCUCGGUGACAUAAUCAUCAUACUACAAACCGCACUCUCGACCUUCAACUUCCUGUCAUUCCCGACAACAGCAGGGUUCAAGUGUCUACCACAGCACUACACCACCGAAAUCAUAUCCAUCGACCCUUUACUCAUCUACAUCCAAAACUUCGUCAACCCUCAAGACAUCGAGGGACUUCUGGAGUUGGGCGAAAACCGCUUCAUCCCAUCCGAAAUAUACCAAAACGGACAAUUAAUCAGGAACCCCUACCGCAGUUCCUUGAGUGCCCCACUCCCUUCCGACGAUGCCGCCGUUUCUUGUGUGCUCGGCCGCGCGCAGGGCUUCCUAGGCACCAUGCUAGACCCGAGUGCAGACGAAAUGGGAGUCCCGCAACUAGUGCGGUACACAGCUGGCCAGGAGUACAACCUCCACCACGACUGGUUGCGGAUUCCACAGCGAGCAUUUGACGGCUCACCUCGUUCGUUCAACCGUAUCGCGAGUUUCUUCGUCAUUUUGCAGGAUAAUUGCACGGGGGGAGAGACAUGGUUUCCGCAUGUCCGGCCGGCUACGUCCCAGAAGUGGGGGAGAGCGGAGGGCAGGUUGUGGUGGGAACAUGAGGAUGGAGGACUUGCUUUCAAACCUGUGGUUGGGAACUCGUUAUUCUGGGUAAACUUCCUGUCCAAUGGGACCGCGGACAGCAGAACUGUGCAUGCUGGAUUGCCGGUGACUGGGGGGCUGAAGACCGCUAUGAAUAUCUGGCC
Messenger RNA from Pseudomassariella vexata, 882 nucleotides. RefSeq lists its product as uncharacterized. NCBI's taxonomy places the organism in Eukaryota, Fungi, Ascomycota, Sordariomycetes, Amphisphaeriales, Pseudomassariaceae. Gene Ontology annotation, cellular component: endoplasmic reticulum. The transcript has a single exon. Gene Ontology annotation, biological process: peptidyl-proline hydroxylation to 4-hydroxy-L-proline. The record is from RefSeq and is a predicted model, not a curated record. Gene Ontology annotation, molecular function: L-ascorbic acid binding; iron ion binding; procollagen-proline 4-dioxygenase activity. The annotation marks the transcript as partial.